AUGUCAAUUGACCCGUUGUUUUCCUCUGCAAAAUCUCAGCAACUUUACAAGGAAGGUGCAAAGUUCUUCUGGGUGCACAACACAGGACCCCUUGGUUGCUUGCCAUAUUCCGUUAUAUACAACUCCGACCCUAACAACUUGGACGGAAAUGGCUGUGUGAAGUCUCGCAACAAUGCUGCUCAGGAGUUCAACAGACAACUCGAGCGCAAACUCUCCCAACUGAAGGAGCAGCUACCCCAUUCGUCUUUCACAUAUGUUGAUGUGUACUCAGCCAAGUAUCGACUGAUUAGUACGGCCGAAAAAUUCUCCAAAUUUGGAGAAUUAAACUUGUGUGCUCCCAUCACUACUCAAGUGCCUAUCUUAACUUCACGAAGCGGGAAAGUACGAAGCUUUUCCCAACAGUAUGGUAAUCCAUGCAAGGAUCCUUCGAGGCACGUGAGCUGGGAUGGAGUACACUACUCAGAGGCUGCUAACUUGUGGGUUGCUAACAGGAUAGUCAACGGCAGCCUAUCUCGCCCGGCUGUUUCAGUUCAAGAGGCUUGUAAGCAUGUCUAG
Molecule: messenger RNA, 555 nt
Organism: Linum tenue
Lineage: Eukaryota; Viridiplantae; Streptophyta; Magnoliopsida; Malpighiales; Linaceae
Source: the annotation of a GenBank genome assembly